Molecule: messenger RNA, 243 nt
Organism: Rotaria sp. Silwood2
Lineage: Eukaryota; Metazoa; Rotifera; Eurotatoria; Philodinida; Philodinidae
Source: the annotation of a GenBank genome assembly
AUGCAAACUUUCUUUGUGCUCUCAUUCAUUCUUAUCAUCGGUAUUCUUCAUGGCUCAUAUGGUGCACCAUCAUCAUUUGAGGAUCUCAGACAUGAAGUGAAUGCUGCUAUUCAACAAAAGGCUUUAGAAGAAAGAGUUAUUCCACUCAUUAUUGGCCUUGUAGCAAAUCCAUUAUGGAUAAAUGCUGUCUUGCAACUUGGCGCAGGCAUUGGUGGUGCUAUAGCAACCGCAACGGGUCGCUAA